UGUAUAUCAGGGAGCGGUUGAUGAUGAUGGGGAAAGUAAUACAUCUCCAGCCCCAAGUGCUGUCAAAGAGGUGAUGGACUUUGUAACGGAAACCCUUGAUAGCCUUAUUCAGCACUGGGCUAGGAGGAUCAAGUAUGAUGUCUGCUUUCUGUGCCCGAGGUGCAGUAGGAAGAAACGGCUUAAAGACUGCUUCAAGAGAAUGUCACUCCAGUGUGGACUACAUAGCAUCCCUACAGCUGCAAUCAAGUUCAAGUUUGGUAUGAGUGAGGAAGGAGUGGAGUCAGGGAACGAAAGUCCAAUAAGUACUAGCUCCACGUUGCCCACAGAAGGAUCGAUUGCACACCUAGUGACCUCUGACAUCGGCAUACAGCCUCUAACAGGGGCUCAGGUUGCUUCAGAGGUUGAGCGGAUCCUCCCGCGAAUCAACGAUCUGCCAGCUGUUCCAAGCUCCUCGGUGAGCAUACAUGGGAAUGUUUUUAACAUGUAUGUUACAGGUAGACAUGAUCUUGUGCCGCCUCACCCAAUGAUCAUCCCCCUUGCGAUACGACAAGAGCUGAGUAAACUGUUAAACGGUCCCCGUGUUACUCAUGACGACUGGACGGGACUUGCUAGUGCCCUGCGAUUGGAUGACUACAUCGCUAGUCUGACUAACAAGCCAGACCCAACAGCAGAUCUGAUUGACCUGGCGGAGAGACAGAAUAAGAUUUGCAGCCUGGAGGAUCUGAGGCAGAUUCUGAAGCAGAUGAAGCGCGAUGAUUGUGUGGAUGUUUUUGAUGCCGGAGCAUCGGUAGAGUCAAACAACCGUCUGAUGAUUAAAGAUCGAGACAGGAGUAGCAGUUCUAGUGAUGACAGUUACUGA
This is a messenger RNA of Strongylocentrotus purpuratus (purple sea urchin), 859 nucleotides long. RefSeq names its product netrin receptor UNC5B-like. The coding region runs from base 74 to 859 and encodes 261 amino acids. The record is from RefSeq and is a predicted model, not a curated record. The transcript is spliced from 4 exons. Gene Ontology annotation, biological process: netrin-activated signaling pathway. NCBI's taxonomy places the organism in Eukaryota, Metazoa, Echinodermata, Echinoidea, Camarodonta, Strongylocentrotidae. Gene Ontology annotation, cellular component: membrane. Gene Ontology annotation, molecular function: protein binding; netrin receptor activity.